UUUGUGUACUCAAAUGAAAAUGUUGUUCCUUUCUAACCCUUUUCUCCUUAGGGUGUGGUACGUCGGCCACGAUUUGGUCUAUUGUACCAGCUCCGGAUGAUAUAUGAUGAUGAGGAUCGGUAUCAUGGUUACUUUAGCCAUCUGUUUUCCACAGAUCUGCACAGUUCUAGCCGGUUCUAAAUACAUGGUGUUAGCUAUGAUAGCAAUCUCUUUUCCUGAAUUAAUGGCAUUAAGUGUAGCAACUGUUUUUUUUAAAUGUCUGUAUCUUAAUGUUGUCGCAACCACUUGUUUUCGUGAAACAUGUGAAAUUAUAACCACAGUCUGAAGUGUUGUUCCUUGUCAUCAGAGGUUGGUUCUGGGAAGUUGUUCGCUUCACACACUUGAACACCGACGGAAAGACCGAGGAAUUUUGUCAAGUAGAAUGUUGAAAUUGUCAUUAAGUUCUGCUAUUACCAAACCAGAUAUUCCGAUAAGCUAUAUGAGAAAACCCGAAUACUGAGGGAACUGUAGAAACGAAAGACCGUGGUAGAUACAUUGUUAUGUAUGAUUGACACUGAAGGGCGAGGUCAGAGGAUAUAUAUGUGGUGGGAUGGAUGUACCCAAUGACGAGAUGAACUGCUAAAAGAUGAUGCCUGGGACAUAUUUCCUCACUUAUAUGGUAACCUGAUCUAAAGAAAUAAACAAGAUGGCAGCACCCAAUUUCCAGGGCCGGCACAUGCGACAGCCCAGCAAAAACACACUUCUUAAAGUGGUCAUACUUGGGGAUGGUGGCGUUGGUAAAUCAUGCCUCAUGAACCGUUUUGUGAGCAAUCAUUUUGAUGAGCAUUCAUUCCACACCAUUGGAGUGGAGUUCUUAAACAAAGAUAUUGAGAUAAAUGGAGAGGUAUAUACUCUUCAAAUAUGGGACACAGCUGGACAAGAGAGGUUCAAAAGCUUGCGCACUCCAUUCUAUCGAGGGUCAGACAUCUGUUUACUGACUUACGCAGUUGAUGACCGUACCAGUUUUCGUAACCUUGCUUUGUGGAGAAAUGAAUUCCUGUAUUACGCUGAUGUAAAAGAGGGCAUGACAUUUCCAUUUCUGGUCGUGGGUAACAAAGUGGAUGUGAGUUCUGAGCAGCGUGAGGUUUCCUGUGAAGAGGCUCGUGCCUGGUGCAUGGAGAAUGGGAACCCUCCACAUGUUGAGACCAGUGCCAAGGAUGCAACCAAUGUGGAGCAAGCUUUCUCAUUGGCUGUGGAGAGUUGGGCACACCUGGAAGCCAAGUUGGAUAGACCUUAUAUUGGUGAUACAGUUGAUCUGCGACGACAGCAGCCUGAACAGAGGUCAUCCUGCUGCCUGUCUGUGGGUGGUAAUACUGAAUAGUGGUGACAUGACUGACACAUGUCCUUCAGAAUCUGUUUGAUGCUUCUUGUGGCUUUUAUAUUUAAGGCAGCAGGAAGUUGUUUAUUUCUGAGAAUUGUAUUGUCUGGUGGUUAGGAAUGUCUUGUAUUUUAUUGUAUUGUAUUGUAUAUGUAGUGAAGCUAUCACAUUGCACAGCAUACAGUCAUAGCUGUAUCUCACAAUGACAGCAUAUUCUAUAGUAGACUGGUAAUUCUUAAUGAGAACUAUAUUAUCAAUGGCAUCCCUACAUAAUGCAUUGUAAUUCUCAAUAGCAAUUCACCAAGAUAGAGAUAGAGAAAUACAAAUUAUCUUUUUUUCUUCACUAAAUUUACUUUUGCUGAGCCUUGUUUUGGUAGUCUCUUAGUGUUCUGAUUUGUUGCAAAAGAGUAUUUGUAUUGCAUAUUGAACUAUGAUGCAAGAAUUGUGUGUUUCUGUAUCUUGAGCUAUUGCCCGCCUGCAUAUGUGGUGGCUUCUCUUCUAUAAAAUAAUAGAUACUUGCUAUGUAAGCUAGUCAUAUUUGUGGCACUGCUAUUGGCCUUAUAUUUAAAUGUUAACAAGUGAGACAUUUCAAAGUAUUCCCAUCAUGUAUUAAGCACACACUUGAUAAUUCUAGUCUUGUGACUUCAUGAAGUACCAAUAUAUCAGUAUUUUAUUUUAAGUUCAAUUUCAGGCUUCAUGGUGUGAUAUAAUUGUUGAAGUGUGCGUGUGCCUCAUCCUUCAUUGUAUGUCUCAGGAAUAUUGCCUCUUUACAAUGGCUACAGUGCUUCUCAGUGUAACACAAAAUGUGUAGUUAUUGUUCAUGGACUUCAUAGAUCUGUGUGCAGUUCAUUUGUUGCUAUCAUAAAUAUCAUCAUGCUUAUACUGAUCUUUAUGACAUGUGAAAUGUUAAAAGUAUAUAAUUUAAAAUUUUCUGUAAGUCUAGUAGUCAUAAUUAAUCUCAUCCAGAUGUCUUCUUUUAUGAGGUUUAAAAAUGAAACUCUCACAUUUUUGGUGGGUUGCAAAGAACAGUAUUUUCUUCCAGUGGGUUAUAAAACAAAAUUGGUCAUUCUGCAUUUGUGAAUGAAUUUCUUUUCAGACAAGAAUCUGUUUUCUCAGUUUCACUGUUCUCUUCCUUCAGAGCACUGGUACUCAUCUGUUUUUCAGUUACCAUAUAACUUUUAUUGAUGAUUCAUAUGUUAAGAAAAUAUUCUAAGAUGCUGCAUGGAUAUGUCAAGAAUGGUUGGUGGAGAAUUAAAUCUGUACAGUAUUGGGGAUUUUGUUGGAUGCCCCUGUGGUACAUUAAUGGCUAAUCUCCAGCUUGCUUAGGUCCUAAUGUCUGGCAUGUAUGUGUAUUAGAGGAUCCCCAUUUCUCAGGUUAGAGAAGGCAUAAAAGAAAUAUAUUAGCACCAUUCCAGUCAGCCACCAGAAUAUGCAAGUAGAUCCAGAUCUGAAGUGUUUCUGUUUGAGUAUGUCUGACAGUGUCUGACACAAUUUCCAUAGUAAUGAAGUAAACAUAUUUAUUUAGGGAGGAAUUAUGAUAUUAAUUCAGAUAUUUUAAACUGGGUCAACAAUACCAAUGGAAGAAACUUAAUUCGUCUUCAUUCAUUGUUAAGAUGUACAGUAAAGGAGAGUGAAUGUGAUAAUUUGUAUCCAGACAACACGGAAGAAAACAGGAUACAUUGCAAGAAAUCCUUUUCAAUGAUUUGAAUUUCAUUAGAUUUGAUGUUAUACCAUAAACAUAAAAUUUCCUUUAAAUCUAUGGAAAUGUCAUGAGAUUGAUAAUUUGGUAUUUAUUUUACUGCAAGUGGAGAUUAAAUACAAAGAAUUAAUGCUGUAAGCAAAGCAUUUGUACAAGAAGAGUUGUGUUAAUGUUAUAGGUGCAGUUGGAAUAUUUCAUGAGUCUUAAGUUUACAUUUAAGAACUUAUCAAUGACUUAUAUUUUAAACAGUUUCAUGAUUUAAUUUUUUGUUUUUAUUUCUUUUAUAAAUAUAUUCAUAUGACAACCAUUGGUAUACAGUACACUUACUGUAGUACAAUGUAUAGUCUUCUGAUAUGUUGAAUAAAAUUAUUCUUAUUUUGUUGUCCAUAA
Cryptotermes secundus is the source of this 3446-nucleotide messenger RNA. RefSeq names its product ras-related protein Rab-9B (gene Rab9). The transcript has 3 exons. The record is from RefSeq and is a predicted model, not a curated record. Bases 686 to 1360 code for a protein of 224 amino acids. Gene Ontology annotation, biological process: retrograde transport, endosome to Golgi. Gene Ontology annotation, molecular function: GTP binding; GTPase activity. Gene Ontology annotation, cellular component: phagocytic vesicle; late endosome; lysosome. Lineage: Eukaryota; Metazoa; Arthropoda; Insecta; Blattodea; Kalotermitidae.